CCAACCUGAGUUGUCUGGUUCCUCAUGGACUUUUAGUAUUUUUCCCUUCCUUUCCUUCAAUGGAAAAAACAUUGGAAUUCUGGAGGGCUACCGGACAUACAAACCGCAUUGAGAAGUUAAAGCCCAUGUUUGUUGAACCUACAGAGAAGGGCACCUUUAAUGAAGUCAUUGAUGGUUAUUACACCAAAGUCAAUGAUCCCCGAUCCAAAGGAGGAGCCUUCUUUGGUGUGUGUCGAGGGAAGGCAAGCGAGGGUCUGGAUUUUGCAGACAUGUUUGGUCGGGGUGUCAUCAUUACUGGCCUUCCUUUCCCUCCAAAAAAAGACCCUCGCGUUGUCCUGAAAAUGCAAUUUUUGGAUGAGAUGAAUCAAAAGAAUUCUGUAGGGCAAAAGUACUUAUCAGGGCAAGACUGGUACAGACAGCAGGCUUUCAGAGCUGUGAAUCAGGCCAUUGGUAGAGUGAUUCGUCACAAGGAAGACUAUGGAGCGAUCUUCUUGUGUGAUCAGAGAUUUAAAAAUGCUGAUACCCGGGCCAUGCUUCCAUCGUGGGUGAGGUCUUAUGUGCGCCUCUAUGACACCUUUGGCAAUGUCGUCCGUGAUGUCUCUCAGUUCUUCAGGACUGCACAAAAAAUG
Molecule: messenger RNA, 629 nt
Organism: Pundamilia nyererei
Lineage: Eukaryota; Metazoa; Chordata; Actinopteri; Cichliformes; Cichlidae
Product: regulator of telomere elongation helicase 1-like
Exons: 6
Biological process (GO): negative regulation of t-circle formation; regulation of double-strand break repair via homologous recombination; telomeric loop disassembly
Cellular component (GO): nucleus
Molecular function (GO): ATP binding; DNA polymerase binding; hydrolase activity, acting on acid anhydrides, in phosphorus-containing anhydrides
Source: RefSeq, a predicted model, not a curated record